AUGGCGAGUGGUGGAGGCUUAGCCGCUUCGCUGUGGACCGAAGUGAACCGCUGUGGACAGAAUGGCGACUUCACCAGAGCCCUUAAAGCCCUAAACAAAAUUUUGCAAGAAGUCAAGGAUGACGUGACAGCCCUUCAUUGUAAAAUCGUAUGCCUUGUUCAGAAUGGCAGCUUUAAAGAGGCGCUGAAUGUCAUGAACGCCUCUUCAAAAGUGCUUGGCAGUGACCUUGUCGUUUUUGAGAAGGCUUACUGUGAGUACCGGUUGAACAGAGUGGAAAGUGCCCUGAAGACCAUUGAAAGUGCAUCUGAGCAGACUGACAAGUUGAAGGAGCUCUAUGGUCAAGUGCUGUACAGACUGGAGCGCUAUGAUGAGUGCAAGGCAGUCUAUACUGACCUGAUCCGGAACUCCCAGGAUGAGUAUGAGGAGGAGAGGAAGACCAACCUCGCUGCUGUGAUAGCAGCAAUGAAUCAGUGGGAGAAGGCUAAUAUGGAUGAUCUGGGCCUACCUGAGACAACGUAUGAGCUAUGCUAUAAUGCCUCCUGCAAUCUGAUUGGCCAAGGACAGCUUACAGAGGCCCUAAAUAAACUGCGACAAGCAGAAGAGCUUUGCCGAAUUUCCCUGGCAGAAGAUUCUGAUGUAACGGAAGAGGACAUUGAGUCGGAGCUAGCUGUCAUCCACUCUCAGAUGGCCUAUAUCAUGCAGUUACAAGGCCGGACAGAAGAGGCGCUGCAGCUCUACAACCAGGUCAUCAAACUCAAGCCAUCAGAUGUGGGACUGCUUGCAGUGACUGCCAACAACAUCAUUACAAUCAACAAGGACCAAAACGUGUUUGACUCAAAGAAGAAGGUGAAACUGACAAACGCUGAAGGUGUGGAGUACAAGCUGGCCAAGAAACAGCUACAAGCCAUAGAGUUCAACAAAGCCCUCCUGGCCAUGUACACCAACCAGGCUGACCAGUGCAGAAAGCUGUCGUCUAAUCUCCGAACCCAGAACCCCAGUCACCCACACCCAGUUCUGAUUCAGGUGGCCCAACUGUGCAGAGAGAAGCAGCACAGCAAGGCUAUUGAGCUGCUACAGCAAUUUUCAGAUGAGUAUCCAGAGAGCGCAUCGGGUAUUAAACUGACAAUGGCACAACUCUACUUGAUUCAAGGUCAUGUUACAAAAGCCUGUGACAUCCUGAGGUCCAUUGAAGAUUUCAAGCACAAACAAGGGAUGAUUUCAGCCCUAGUAACGAUGUACUCACAUGAAGAGGACAUCGACAGUGCUAUUGAUGUUUUCACCCAAGCUAUUCAGUACUACCAGGCCAAACAGCCUGGGUCCUCCGUGCACCUGGCUCUUGUACGAGAAGCUGCCAACUUCAAACUGAAGUACGGACGGAAAAAAGAAGCCAUCAGUGAUCUGGAGCAGCUGUGGAAGCAAAAUACCAAUGACGUCCACACCUUGGCACAGCUCAUCUCAGCCUACUCUCUUGUCGACACGGAUAAAGCAAAGUCCCUAAGCAAGCACCUUCCCUCGCCUGAUACCAUGUCUUUCAAUGUGGAUGUGGACGAGCUAGAGAACUCCCAUGGAGCCAACUUUGUCAGGAAAAAGGCCGCCAAGGUCCCAGGAGAAAACCUCCCUAAAGAACAAGGCCAAGGAGACAUCAAAAAGAAGAGGAAGAAGAAAAAAGGCAAACUACCCAAGAACUUUGACCCCAAAGCGACUCCUGACCCAGAGAGAUGGUUGCCCAUGAGGGAGCGCUCCUACUACAGAGGACGGAAAAAGGGCAAGAAGAAGGAACAAAUUGGCAAAGGCACACAGGGAGCAACUACAGGAGCUUGCGCCGAUCUUGAUGCCAGUAAGACAGCCAGUAGCCCGCCCACCUCACCUCGGCCAGGCUCUGCAUCUGGCUCUGCCACCAGCAAUGUGGUACCCCCACGCCAGCAGAAACCUGCUGCCUCAGGGGCAACCCGAAAGAAGGCCCCUCAGAAGAAGAAGAAAGGAGGCAAGGGAGGAUGGUAGAGGAGGGACAGUGGGGUACAUCGACAACUGCAAAACCAUGGGGGGAGAGAGAAUCACGGUUUUUGUUUUGUUUUUGUUGGGGUUUUUUUGUGUUUUUUUUGUUUUUUUUUUUAAGAUUACAUUUUUAUUUUCUGUUUUGGACCAUCCAUUCAUAUGUGGACAAGAAAUGUCUUGGUAGGUUCUUUAUGUUUAAAUGAGUUUAAAAUAAGUCUCUCUAUUUCCCCUCCUUGUCCCUGCCACCUCCUUGAGGUGAUUUUAAAAGGCGCAGAGGCAAACAACUGGAACGUUAGCAGAAAUAGGCUGAGACCCAGGUUGUGUUUUUUUGUAAUUGGCAAGAUCGGCCCAUUCUUACACUGACAUGCCAACUCCGCAUGGAGAGUCCUUCCUUUAAAGAGAAAUUCAACAGUGAUUGAUUCUUAAAUUGUUCUGCAAAAGUAGACAUUUUUUCAAGAUGUCCCAUCCACUCAUAUAGUUUUUGAGUUUUGAAUAAUGACUUUAAGAUCAAGGAAAUGAAAUUAUGUUUGCUGAGGUAGUGCUGGUUGUCCAUCGUAUCUGAUGAUGACCAUCUUCUCCUAUUUGUGAGUCCUUUGUUGGCUAAAUAAUCUGAUCCUGGAUGCACAGUUGCGGUUGCAGACCGGGCAUGUAAAAGUGGUGCUGGUGGGGGGCAAGGGUAGCUUUGCAAGCAUGCCUCUUUGCACGCUUUGCUACACGGUGUUGUGUGCGCUGGUUUUUCAUAUACUUCACUCCCUGUGAGACGUGAAAGCACCAGAUGAUGUGGCAGGAGCCAAGUUCCUCCAAAGAAGAGGUGUUGAUCUGGCAUCUUUUCAAUGUGGUCUUCAUUUGGUCUUUGAAUUGCUUCUUCUACCCACCAGCAGUGCAUUGACCAAGGUGUAGUUGGCCAUAGAGGACUUUGCGUGGGAGUUGUUGGCUGGGCAUGUGAAUGACAUGCCCAAGUUGAUGGUGGUUUAGGGUUGACUCCAUGCUGCAGCUGUUUGCCCACUCCAGCACCUGUGUGUGUGGCACUCUGUCCUCCCAAGUAAUGCUGAGGAUCCUCUGGAGACGUCUCACAUGGAAGGCCUCCAGGCUUCUGAGACGGUGGCUGUAGGUGGUCCAUGCCUCACAUCCAUAGAGUAGUGUGGAGAUGCAUACUGCUCUGUAAACAAGCACUUUGGUGUGGAGACUGAGGUUGCUGUUCUGGAAAACCUUUCUCCUUAGAUGACCAAAAGAUGUUGAGGCUUGUUUGAGGCGGUAUUGGAUCUCAUCAUCCAUUGUGCAGGUGUCAGAUAGUAUGCUUCCCAGAUAUCUGAAGGCAGGAACAGUGGCCAGCUGUUGCCCUUCUGCUGUGAAGGUUGUUGGGUGGCUUAGGAGGCCGGCACUCAUCUGACAGAUUACUUCUGUCUUUUGGGUGUUGAUGAUCAGUCCCAUUCUGCUGUAUGCAGGCCAGGCAGGAGUCUUGGUGAAGGAGAAGCUAUGUACUGGCGAGGGAAGGCUUACAUGCUAGGAUGCUUCCCUGUUCACCACAAGGGCUAGCCAGCAGCAGCAAGCUAAAAGCAGGAGGGUUGCAAGCAGGUUGGAAGAACACAUGCAUCUUCCCUCCAACUAUGUACUGCUGCACUAAACGCAUCACAGCACCCUGUGGGCAGCCACACACACGCUGAGAUCGUAGAAACUUUGAGGCAGACAUGUUCUCUUCUGUUAGAAUUGUCGUUGAGACAUCAAGAAGUUGAUUUUUGGGACCUCUAAUAAUUUCCCUUGAUAAAACUCACUGUUGGGAAAAUGUUUAGAUUUUUUUAAGUCAUUUAUUAAAGUCUACCUUUGCAAAAUAAUUAAGAUCUUCAAUUUUGGUGGAAUUUCCAAUCCUUUCAACCAGGCAUGGUUUAAAAUGCCAAUCUGAACAUGUUGGACAUGCCCCCUUUCUAUUGGCAGAACUUUGUCGCCAAUCAAAUACAGACUGGAUAUGGAUGCAGAGUUCAAAUUUAUUUUCAUUGCCCUUAAAUUUAUGCAAAAUAAUUCAGAUAUGUUGGUUGCAUGUUUUAGGAACAGUUUACAAUGAAGAGAACAAUUACGUUGGUCAAACAUGUCUGAUUUUUGUUAUGUCUUAAUAAAUAGUGCUCCAUGAAAAUGGCAUUACAUC
This is a messenger RNA of Lampris incognitus (smalleye Pacific opah), 4135 nucleotides long. It is a transcript of the gene srp72, whose product is annotated as signal recognition particle 72. The transcript has 19 exons. Gene Ontology annotation, cellular component: signal recognition particle, endoplasmic reticulum targeting. Bases 1 to 2001 code for a protein of 666 amino acids. Gene Ontology annotation, molecular function: 7S RNA binding; protein binding; ribosome binding. NCBI's taxonomy places the organism in Eukaryota, Metazoa, Chordata, Actinopteri, Lampriformes, Lampridae. Gene Ontology annotation, biological process: SRP-dependent cotranslational protein targeting to membrane. The record is from RefSeq and is a predicted model, not a curated record.